UCAUCUCCCCUGCCCCACACAUCGCCCUGCUUUGCCAGAACAUGCACCUCAUUGCUUUUGCUGUCUUCCACUGCAACUCCUUGGGACACACAGGAUACCUGUCUGGGCUUGUGCUGAUUGUGUACAGGUUGUGGUGUUGAGAACAGGCAGAGCCAUGGUGUCAUGGAAAGGAAUAUACUUCGUAGUUGCACUGUUUUUGGGAAGUUUUUUUGGAAGUAUUUUCAUGCUUGGUCCUUUUCUACCUUUGAUGUUUAUCUCCCCGGCCUGGUAUCGCUGGAUCACCGACCGCAUUGUGGCCACGUGGCUCACACUUCCAGUGGCUUUGCUGGAGAUGGUGUUUGGUGCCAAGGUGGUUGUCACUGGUGAUGGAUUUGUUCCUGGAGAAAGGAGUGUCAUUAUCAUGAACCAUCGCACACGAAUGGACUGGAUGUUCCUGUGGAACUGCCUGCUGCGAUACAGCUACCUCAGACUUGAAAAAAUCUGUCUCAAAUCCAGUCUCAAAAGCAUUCCAGGAUUUGGCUGGGCGAUGCAGGUUGCUGCCUUUAUUUUCAUUCAGAGAAAAUGGGAAGAUGACAAGGGUCACUUCGAAAAAAUGCUGCAUUAUUUCUGUGACAUUCAUGAGCCACUACAACUCCUCAUCUUUCCGGAAGGAACUGAUCUCACAGCCAAUACCAAAGCUCGCAGUAAUGACUUUGCUGAAAAGAAUGGUCUUCGAAAAUAUGAGUAUGUCUUACAUCCAAGGACUACAGGAUUCACUUUUGUGGUGGAAUGUCUAAGGGAAGGUAACAAUCUUGAUGCUAUCCAUGACAUAACUGUGGCAUACCCCCAAAACAUUCCUCAGACGGAGAAGCACCUUUUGAAUGGAAACUUCCCAAAGGAGAUUCACUUUCAUGUCCAGAGAUACCCUGUAGAGACAGUGCCCACUUCUAAGGAGGAGCUGCAGCUUUGGUGCCAGAAGCGUUGGGAAGAGAAAGAGGAGAGACUUCGACGCUUCUAUGAAGGUGGAAAGUGCUUUGAUGAGACGGGGCAAAGCUUUAUUCCCCCAUGUAAGUCUGAGCUCAGGGUCCUGGCAGUCAAGUGCAUCUCACUCCUGUAUUGGACGCUGUUCCCAAUGGGUACGUUUGCACUGCUGUACCUGUACAGCUUUGCACGAUGGUAUUUUGCAGCCGUGAUAAUCAUUUUUGUUGUGCAGCAAAAGGUAUUUGGUGGGCUGGAACUAAUUGAACUUGCUUGUCAUCAAUAUUUUAAAAAGCAACAGAAACUUAACGACACAAAAAUUAAAGAGAAGUAGUUUCUUGCGUAAAGAAGGGCAUAAUAAUGUGUGGCUUUGGGACGUACUGCAAAUUUUAUGGACAGGAGAGAAUUUUUGCAUGAGAAUUGUCUUUUACUAUUGUCAUUGUUUGCUAGACAUUUGCACUUAAUUCUGUGAACAGAAAGAAAGCCGUUAGUUAUCACAGCGUGUGAAAAUGAUAGUUUUUAUCUCUGAAUGUAAUUUCAGCAUUGCUCUUGCGAGCAGCUAGCAACUGCAUUCUGCUGUAAUUAAGAAACACGUUGCUGGAUUAUUGAACAAUCAAAGGGAUGUUAAUAAAUAUGACGUGCACUGAAAGUCCAUGUACAAAUCCCAGCUGUCCGGCUAAGAAAGACAGAUGUGUUACUUCUGUACAAUCACGUUGUCAUGAAGCACCGGAUUGGAAAAGCUGCUAUGUUUAACAGUGGUUUGAUGGUAGGUGGAAGCUGGAAGAGGAUGUUCCAUUUCUUUUUGUUGCUGUUUCAAAUAGUCACACUUACUUAAAAAUGCUUUGACUUCAGCUUCUUCAAACACUACUGAACCUAGCACGCUAUUCAACCUGCUCUGCCUCAGUCAGUCAGAACUUAAAGGGUUUUUAGGCCUGCCAGUGUUGUGUUGUGGUCUGAGAAACAGUGCUGGCUUCGCCUCCAGUUAAGUCUUUGCUGAUUAUUUAAUAGAUCUAUGCAGCUAGGUUUUGAUUUUUCACUGUUGGUGCUGGUUUGGUGUCCCUCUUAGCUGUGGGAGAUGUGUUCCUGCUGUAGUACGUAGAGCUGCAGGAUAGGGGAGCUGGCUUUUGUUGUUUUAUUAGUGGGUUUUUUUUCUGGUAGAGGCAAUAAUAUGUGUCUGUCUCUGGAGUAGCAGGUAAAUGGUUUUUCAAAGAGGUCUCAUUAUAGACACUAUUCGAUGAUUUUUUAAAAAAAAUUUUUUUAUUUUUGGAGAAGGCAAGGUAUCUUUUUUUGUUUUUUGAAGGCUUUUUUGGUUUAUUCUCACGUUACUUCUGUAGACAUUUCAGUUGUCCAAAUGCAUAAAGAAGAAAAUUGCCUUUUCUGUGCAAGCCAGCCAGACCUGUUGGAAUGUAUCCAAUGCAAUGGUCGUCUUUCUGUGAGUAUUAGAAAAGGUGGGUUUCAGACCAUGACAGCACAGGGAAACUGAGUUUCAGCUUGUUUUUGCAGAAUUAUCUUGCAUUGCCUGACUGCAUCACUUCUUUUCCAUACUUCUUCACUUUUAAGCUUUUAUUAUUUUGGGAGGCUCCCACUGUAACAUGCUUCCUUCUUUUCAUGAUAUUGAGGCUUUCUAAAUAUCAUGAAAUCCAAAUUAAACUCUGAAAAUGCACUUUGCAAGUGUAAUGAAUGUAAUAUCUACAAUAAAAGGUACAAACAUUGCCAGCACUUAGGAGACACUUCAGGUUAGACUUGUUCAGCCUCAGCAGUGUUAGAUCACUUGGUCAAAUGUAUUGCUGCAGAACUUCCUGGACUUUCUGAACAUUUGUUGUUUGUUGCAUGGAGACUUAAUUGAGCUAAACCAAAAGAGCCUGACUGUAUGUUGAGUUGUUCUGCUGUGAAAUACGAACUGCCUAUUUCAAGCACUGGGUCAGCACUGUAGGUACAUUUGUUUCUUCUACAACACUGAACAUGUUGUCUCCUGUGUUUCUAUCAAAGGCCAUUUCUGAAUGAAUCACCAGCCUCUAUUUGACUGUCCCUCGCAAGGUGACAAGUAUUUUUUAAUCCGUGCUUAUAAUAACUGUUUAUUAUGCACAAAGUACUUGAAGCCAUCGGUUUUAUUCUAAUUUUUUAAUCCUUUUUUUCUUAAAAGAUAAAUAAAAGUAGGUUUAUAUUUAGGAUUAUGUUUCUAAAUGAUUUUUCAUGUUUAUAUGGUAGUCCCUAAAGUCGGGUAACUGUUGUUUUGUUGCAGUUCUUCUGUGGUGCGGUGAUGUUCCUUAAUGUCAUUUUGUGAUAUCAAAGGCAUUUAGACAAAAGCCUAGAUCUGCAUAGCUGGUGUUUUUCCCUUAGUAUUCUGCUUUGGUGCAGUUCCUUGUAUGUCCACAUAACAGUCACCACAAGGGAAAAACUAAAAUUGGCAUUUAUAGAUAAGCAGAGGAUACCAAAAGUCUUUGAGUCUGUCCUGAGCCACGGCUGUGCUUUCACACCAGGACUAGCCAUGGCUGGGGCACACCAACAGCCUUAGAAGUCUUGGGGAAUGACUUCAGAGGGCAGCUGUGACAUAAAUACCAGCUACACUUUUUCAGUCAUUCGGAGAACUUGGUGACAUCAUAAAGCAUACCAGAAACAUCAGUGUGAGUCCUGGUCAUGCAGCAGGGAAAGAUUUCUAGAGUAUUUUGUAUCUGUGUUUGAUUAGAGUCCAGUUCUGAAAAUGAAAUAUAAUGCGGUUCAGAGAUGACCCUUACAAGUUUUCUGUCCGGCUGGAGCCAAACGUGUAACUAAUGUAAUGUGGGAAAUGUCCUGCAAAUCUGUAAUUCAUCCUCCUCUCCCGUGGAUUCAGAGUGAGCAGAAAUAAUCUUCAUCUUGUUAGCUCUAAAUGCUGCAUUUGCACUGCCUGGCUGCAUACAGUAGGAGAGCCCAUGGUAAGGGAGGGAUCCUCCUCGCAGGGAAGGCUCUUGACUUUGAGACAGGCAGGACUUUUUGGACGCCGUGCCUCAUUUUUCAAUUAGAAAUGCAAGACAAAAAAAAAAUUAGCUUUUGUGUUUAAAAAGUCGCUAAAGUGAUGAGGAAGAUCCUUCUGUGUAUGUUCUUUUCCUAUUCGGUCAAAAAGAGCUUUUACUCGAAAGGUUUAAUAUGCAUAUUUUGGGGAGAAUACUUUGUUCUUAUUCACCAUUUCCUUUUUCAGACUCCACUAAGACACGCUGGUGAAUCACUUGAAGUGUUUUCAGUGCUGUUAGAUUAAAGGUGCUAGUACUCCAGGAAUCACACAUCUACCUUUUGUGGACCUCAUAUUGGCACCCAGGUUUAUCUUACUGAUUAGCCCAGUUUCUCAUGGCUUGUGUCCUCUCACAGUCCCGGUAGACAGAGCACGUCGUUCAACCACGACUGCUCCUACUAUGGGGCCUCCAUCUCUGCUGUCUUCCUUAUGUUAUUUGAGAAACACGACUUGCUUUUCCUGCCUUUGGAGAUACUCUUCGUUUGUUCCUUCAAAUGUUUCCUCAAAUGUGCUGUGGGUUUCUUUCUCUUUGCUCCGAACUGAAAGUUGAAGUCCUCUCAUCUGUGUUUGUGCUGAAACUCUUCUGGCUAACAGAACAUCAAACCAAGACAUUUCUCUUGUGUUCAAAGCUGUGGGGCUCCAAGCUGGUCUGUAAGGUGUUGUCUUGAUCAUACGAAAUGUAGUUUCUAGCUCUGUGCGUUGCGUACAUCUCUGUUGUUUAAAAAAGAUGAGUGUUUUUAUAACUUGAUUUUAUAUGUACAUUGUAUGAAAGAAAAUGCCAGGAUACUACAAACCUACAGAAAGCCUUAGUUUUCAAAGUUCAUUGGUUAUAUUAGGGUAUUUUAACCAUGUAUCAGUUACUCUACAGCAACAAUAAAGUCUUGAAGCAUUGCACGUGUUUAA
This is a messenger RNA of Tympanuchus pallidicinctus (lesser prairie-chicken), 4846 nucleotides long. It is a transcript of the gene LCLAT1, whose product is annotated as lysocardiolipin acyltransferase 1. Lineage: Eukaryota; Metazoa; Chordata; Aves; Galliformes; Phasianidae. The record is from RefSeq and is a predicted model, not a curated record. The coding region runs from base 155 to 1291 and encodes 378 amino acids. Gene Ontology annotation, cellular component: endomembrane system. The transcript is spliced from 7 exons. Gene Ontology annotation, molecular function: acyltransferase activity.